AUUGAACCUUUGAACUUAACUUCAGCCAAUCAUGCUAAUAAAGCUAACUGAGGUGUUCAGGAAAUAAUCAUAAGGAAGUACAAUGUAUAUGUAUAUUGCUCAGUAACUUCCUCUCACUAGACUAGACUACAGAAAUAGAGAAAUGAAGGUUUUUUUUUGAGGAAGCAGCUGCUACAUUUACUAUAACUAUUGAAUUUAUUCAAUAUUUCUUUUAAAGUCCUUUCUCUUACCAUAGCUAAAGACAUGCAAGAAUCUAUUUACACUAACUGAGAAUCUUGGAAGAUUGAAGAUCAGAGAACCGAGAGUCUGAAAUUUACAUCACUACCCUGAACAGUACAACCUUAGUUGGCAUAAACUACUCAUACUGAUCCUGUGACAAAAUCCAAGAAAAUCUGAUAUAAAUGAAUAACACAACAUGCAUUCACCCAUCAGUGAUCUCUUCCAUGGCUUUGCCAAUCAUUUACAUCCUUCUUUGUAUUGUUGGUCUUGUUGGAAACUCAUUCUCUCAGUGGGUAUUUUUAACAAAAAUAGGCAAGAAAACAUCAACACACAUCUACCUGGUACAUCUUAUCACUGCAAACUUACUUGUGUGCAGCACCAUGCCUUUCAUGAGCAUCUACUUCCUGAAAAGUUUCCACUGGGAAUAUCAAUCUUAUCAAUGUAGAGUGGUCAAUUUUUUGGGAACUCUAUUCAUGCAUGUAAGUAUGUUUGUCAGUCUCUUAAUUUUAAGCUGGAUUGCCAUAAGCCGUUAUGCUACCUUAAUAAAAAAGGACUCCAAGCAAGAGACCACAUCAUGCUAUGAGAAACUAUUUUAUGGCCAUUUACUGAAAAAAUUUCGUCAACCUAACUUCUCAAGAAAACUGUGCAUUUAUAUAUGGGGACUUGUGCUAGGCAUAAUUCUUCCCGUUAUCCUAUACUACUCGAUUGUGGAGGCCACAAAAGGAGGAGAGAGUGUGUGCUACAAUCGGCAGAUGGAACUAGGAGCCAUGGUCUCUCAGAUUGCAAGUCUCAUUGGAACCUCACUUACUGGAAUUUCAUUUUUAGUUGUACUCCUAUCAUACUACUCUUUUGUCAGUCAUCUGAGAAAAGUAAGAACUUCUACAUCCAUUACAGAGAAAGAUUUGACUUACAGGUCUGUAAAAAGGCAUGUUUUAGUCAUUCAGAUCCUACUAAUAGUUUGCUUUCUUCCAUACAGUAUUUUUAAACCUAUUUUUUAUGUUCUGCACCAAAGAGAAGAAGACUGUGCACAGUUAAAUUAUUUAAUAGAAAUUAAAAACGUCCUCACUUGUCUUGCUUCAGCCAGAAGUAGCACAGAUCCAAUUAUAUUUCUUCUGUUAGAUAAAACGUUCAAGAAGACACUGUAUCAUCUGUUUUCAAAAUUGAAUUCACCACAUAUACAACCACAUGGCUGACUUUUGGAUGGAAAAGAACAUGAAAUAGGUGUUCGUAUGACUCUCCUAGGGACACUAAACAAUGAACACUUCAUGGUUUGGUUGACAAUGGGCACUGAGAAAACCUCCAGACUUAAAAAAAUAAACAAAUAACAUACCCUUAACAUUGGACUUGCAGUUCUACUUAUACUGAAAGUUGAGAUGGCAGAGACCUUCAGAAAUAAGUAUACUAAACUUAUCCAGCUGCAUAUGAAAUCGACUGACAAGUUUCUUUGUUUGAACUCAAUCAUGGAUCUUCUAUACCAUACACAGUGUUUAAUGGCUGUAGAAUGAAGAAACAAAUGGUUUAUAGAGUUGUCUACUUUCUAGUUCUUAGAAUACAAGGGUCCAACUAUAGUUAGUAUUUAUUGCAUUUUUAACUUAUAGAGUACAAGAAAGAAUGAGUAAGAAAUUUUUUUACUUAGGGAGUAUCAUCAUUGUGAUAAUGAUAAUACAGUGUAAAAUCCAAGAUUUUAUAAACACAUUAUUUGCCAAUUAUUUGUUUGGUCUUCCCUGGACCCUGUUAUCUUAUUGGAAGGGGCAAUAUUCAUAGAUUCUAAAUUUAUUAAGAAGCUGUAACUCAUAAAGAUGCUUAAAUACAUGGAUUAGCCAUUGUUGAAAUGAAAUGCUAAUAUGUGAUUAUAUGCUUAUCUUCAUUACAUUUUGUGUCCUUUUCGCUACAUAAUGUGAUUAAUGACAAUACCUACUAUGUAGACAAUUAAUUUUUAUUAAGGGAAUGUUAAAAUACUAUAAACAGUAUAACAUACCAUAGUCUAUUAUGACAUAUUAUGAUAUAUUAUGGAUCCAUCUCUACUAGGACAAUUCUGGGUAAAUUAUCCUCUUUAUAUGUUAAUUUCUUCCUUUGUUAAGUAGGAAAUAUGAUCUUAUUCAUAGGCCCUCUCAGGAAAGCACAUAAUGCUACUAUUUUGAGGAAAUGUCUACUUGCUAUGUGCUGGCCAAUGUACUUAUAGACUGGGUAUUCUAUUUAUAUGCUUUAUACAUAUUAAUCAUCAGAAUGAUAAAGUGUGCUAACUUACUGAUGAAAAGUUAAAGUAUAUAGUUAAGUAAGCUAUACUAAUUUCUUCAAUAUCUAAGUAAACAUUUUAAAGUAAACAUUGCUUAAUGGCCAUUUCUUUCUUUCAUGUAUUCCUGUCAGUAACACAAAUGAUGGUGAAUAUAUUCUGUAUUACAUAUAUUAUAAUUAAAAUAAAAAACAUGUUUUGUCUUUCCCAAAAGAUCAUAAACAUCUUUGAAGCUAUUCCUACUU
Messenger RNA from Perognathus longimembris pacificus (Pacific pocket mouse), 2697 nucleotides. It is a transcript of the gene Gpr82, whose product is annotated as G protein-coupled receptor 82. Gene Ontology annotation, cellular component: membrane. The transcript has 2 exons. Gene Ontology annotation, biological process: G protein-coupled receptor signaling pathway. Gene Ontology annotation, molecular function: G protein-coupled receptor activity. Bases 402 to 1412 code for a protein of 336 amino acids. The record is from RefSeq and is a predicted model, not a curated record. Lineage: Eukaryota; Metazoa; Chordata; Mammalia; Rodentia; Heteromyidae.